Bombus impatiens (common eastern bumble bee) is the source of this 1013-nucleotide messenger RNA. RefSeq names its product glutamyl-tRNA(Gln) amidotransferase subunit C, mitochondrial (gene GatC). NCBI's taxonomy places the organism in Eukaryota, Metazoa, Arthropoda, Insecta, Hymenoptera, Apidae. Gene Ontology annotation, molecular function: glutaminyl-tRNA synthase (glutamine-hydrolyzing) activity. Gene Ontology annotation, cellular component: glutamyl-tRNA(Gln) amidotransferase complex; mitochondrion. The transcript has a single exon. Gene Ontology annotation, biological process: regulation of translational fidelity; mitochondrial translation; glutaminyl-tRNAGln biosynthesis via transamidation. The record is from RefSeq and is a predicted model, not a curated record. Bases 193 to 600 code for a protein of 135 amino acids.
AUAUAUAGUACAUAUAAAGUACAACAGUCUGUAUAACGUAUAACUAUAAAAUGUUGCAUCGAAUACGUAUAAAACAAAUGUGAAAUUGUAUUGACUACAGUGACAGAAUAUUAAAUCACAAAAUAAUUGUUAGAUGAAAAUUUAAUUGUUGGAUAAGUAAGAAUACUGAUUAUUAUAAAUAACAUUCUACAAAUGGCACUUGUUCGAUGUACUCAACGACUGAAUUAUAUAUUUUUACCGAUGUUUUCAAAUCCAGUCCUUUAUCAUCAUUCUAUGAAGCCCAUAGAUUCGAGUUCAACAAUGCCAGUUAUAAAACAAGAGACAAUACAAAAAAUAGAACAAUUAUCUUUACUUAAUGUUGAUGACGAUUAUGGUUUUUCUGUCCUAAAAGCUGCAAUUAUUUUUACAGAAAAUUUACGCAAUACAAAGAUUAACAAAGAAAUUGAACCUAUGUAUAGUCCAUUUGAGACAGAAUCCAUGCUUAUGCGAAAUGAUAAUGUAGAGCAUAACAUAUCUAGAAAAGAAAUCUUAAUGAAUGCUGCCAUUACAGAGGAAGAAUAUUUUGUAGCUCCAUUGCAGACUAUCGUACAAGCAUCAUGAAUAUAGGAAACAUACUAAAGGAAUUAAGUUCACAUUUUAUUAGUCUUACAGAAUGCGGGCUUAAAUAUGGCCCUCAAGGUAAAAUGCUAUUAAGAAAUCUUGAAGAACAAUGGUUUCUAAAUUGCAUUACAAUGUCACGCUAUAAUAUAUUCUUAUCAGAUGAAUUUAAUCAGACUCUAAAUUUUGUUAUAAAAACUGAAAUGAGUGAUAUACCAUUUGGAUUAGCUUCAAUAAAGAACUCAAAAGAUUAUUGGGAUUCAAAUCUAUUGUCUAUACAAAAAUCAAAUCCUCACAGAAUUGCUGCGACAAAUAUUUUUAACAAUAAUACAGAAACGAAAGAUGUAUUCCAUAAAAUUCAGAAAGAACGUAAAAUUUGGUGGCGGAGAUUAGCACAAUAUCCUUCUAGAUUUAAG